UGAAAUUUGAAGCAAAUGAAAACAUGGCGCCUUGAAAGAUUAACAGAAGUUGCAUUCUAGAUAAAAUUAUCGUAAUUUUAUUGUUUCCAUCCAAAAUGAAAGAAGCCUGUUGCAAAUGUAACUUACCGAAGGAAACCACAAACCCUCCUGCUGGGUCCGGAUCAGCAUCAUUCCGAUACAUUUGUCGAUUAUGUCUUAUGCGGGCUGAAGACACUGAACCAAUAUUCAUUCACCCUGGAGAUAAUACAAUGGCUUAUAAAAUUUUUGCAUGCACCGGCGUACAAGUCGAUGAGAAUGCGGCGAUAGGACCCACAUCAAUCUGUGUUUCAUGUAAAACAUCUAUAUAUAGAAGUUAUCAAUUUCUGGAAAUGUGUCAGCGUAACAAUAAGAUCAUACAAAAUCUGUUGAACAAUCAUGAAAAAUCGCUUCCUGAGCAUGAACCAAUUCGUUUAGUUAUUCGCACCGUCCCUGGACAAACAGAUCCAAGUCCAGCUAACAAAAGGAAACGCGCAAACUCGCGCAGAAAAUCGACACGAAGCAUGAUGGAGGCUUCAACGAGCGAAAGUGAUAUAUCGUGGAGUGAUUUCGAUGAACAAUGUGAUGAAGAUGCGGACGAAAAUAUUCCAGUUCGACAAGCUGCUUAUGAAACAGACACCCAAGAGUCACCGCAAAAUCGAGGACCAAGUAUUGGGGAAAGCAAAGUUCCUUCUUUAAUAAUUCCUCUCGCUCGUUUGAAUAAAGAUUCAUCGAUAAGAAACUCAAAUGGACGGAUAUCUCGCACUUCCACCGUUGGUUCUAUCGAUGAUAGUAAUCUAUUUCAAUGUGGAUUUUGCGAUGUGUCAUUCCCUUAUCGUAUUCAAAUAAGACAACACAUCGAUCUCUACCAUUCUGAGCAGAAACAUGAAUUAGAGUGUAAGUUUUGCACAAAAACAUUUCUCACAGCAGAAGAACUGAGCGAACAUUACAGACAUAAACACGCGAAACCUGAAACGUAUGAGUGUAAACGGUGUCAACGAUUCUUUACCUCAUUCAAUGGACUUCAACAGCACUACAAAUCAUUGAUGCAUAGGGCGGCCUGUGGGGAGGCUGUCUAUCCACGAAGACGAACAUCUUGCCAUAGCUUCACCAGCCCGGCACGAACACCAUCGAUAAACUCUGAUUAUGGCAGUGAUUAUCCGUCAAGUGGCAGUCGGCCAAGGCGGAAAUCAACUCAAUCUAGGAGUUUCAUCGAGGAUGAAUUUGAUCCUUUCGAGUAUGUGUGCUAUGACGAAAUACCCACAUAUAAAUGUGACUAUUGUGAUGCAUGUUUUGAUGAUAAACAAAGUCUUGCAAAGCACACCGAUGUUCGUCCUUGUCGAGUAGAGCUAGAACCACUCAAUCUCGAUCUGCUACUUGAGAAAAUAGACUUGGAUGAAUUACUUAGGCCACUGAACAAUAACAGCUCGGAUGUAAUUGUUGUGGAGCCAACGAUAGAAAUUGUUGACCUCACGUAACAUUCAUGAAUCGCUUCUAUAGAAAAAUGCAAUAAGUGUUCAAAUGAAAAAUGCAAGUGAUUGAUUAGCAGAACGAAAAACCAAAUUAUAAUUUUUUUUGCGCAAAUGCUAGCUGGAUGCUUAGUAGAGUACAUUAGAUUCCAAUAAGACAUUUUAUAUUUACAAAUUUAAGCAACGUUAUGAAUAAGUAUAUUUCCCACAGAAUUUUAAUUAUAAAAAUUUUUAUUGAAAUGACAGAAACAAAAUAAAAAAUUAUUUGAUA
Molecule: messenger RNA, 1755 nt
Organism: Toxorhynchites rutilus septentrionalis
Lineage: Eukaryota; Metazoa; Arthropoda; Insecta; Diptera; Culicidae
Product: GDNF-inducible zinc finger protein 1-like
Exons: 3
Coding region: 96-1493 (465 amino acids)
Biological process (GO): regulation of transcription by RNA polymerase II
Cellular component (GO): nucleus
Molecular function (GO): RNA polymerase II cis-regulatory region sequence-specific DNA binding; DNA-binding transcription activator activity, RNA polymerase II-specific; zinc ion binding
Source: RefSeq, a predicted model, not a curated record